This is a messenger RNA of Photinus pyralis (common eastern firefly), 633 nucleotides long. RefSeq lists its product as uncharacterized. Gene Ontology annotation, molecular function: odorant binding. NCBI's taxonomy places the organism in Eukaryota, Metazoa, Arthropoda, Insecta, Coleoptera, Lampyridae. The coding region runs from base 72 to 485 and encodes 137 amino acids. The transcript is spliced from 2 exons. The record is from RefSeq and is a predicted model, not a curated record.
CCCGCAUUAGAAUUAAAUUGGCGUGGGCGCAAGUGCACGUUAACUAUCAGUAGGUUUCCAUCUAACUUAUAAUGAACAACUCAAUUGUUAUUUUCGCGUUAUUUGUGAUAAUCACGGGUUAUCCUUCAGACUUUUCCGAAACUGUAGAGGAGUGUAUAAAGAAGGAAGAAUUAGGUAAUGAAACUCUUAAGAUCUAUCAGUACCUGCAGCAUCCCAUGGUGCCUUCAGAUGACGACGAGUACAACAAAUUCUUCGGGUGCUAUUGGAAGUCACUGGGGCUACUCGAUAAAUUUGGAAAUGUAGAUACCGAAAAGGUUGACAAAUACUUUGAGGAUUGGCGAGGAAAUAAGAUACCAACAAAAAGUAGAGCGGACGCUAUAAGUAAAUGUAAACACUUUCAUGGGGGUAGCUGCGGGCAAAGAGCAGUUAAGAUUUAUAAUUGUAUUAAUUUGCAUUUUUCUGAGUUGGGAUUAUUGUCUGCAUGAAAAACAUCGGUAAUACCUUGAUGCAUGUGCGUACGUUACAAAAUUUUGGCAUUCCAAAUUUAUUGUAGAGAAAAUGCUUUAUUUGUUAGACUAUGACCUAAAAUGGAGGAUAAGGGUUGGAUAAAUAAAUAACUGCCGUAUCUUUUUA